Messenger RNA from Ilex paraguariensis (yerba mate), 399 nucleotides. The record is from the annotation of a GenBank genome assembly. Lineage: Eukaryota; Viridiplantae; Streptophyta; Magnoliopsida; Aquifoliales; Aquifoliaceae.
AUGCAUGUGGAGGACUAUUGGUGGUGGAAACCAUCCACUUUUGGCCUAUCUGUGAUUAGGUGUUGUUUACCUUCUGAUUUGAUGAGGGGAAACAAAAAAGAAGAGAAAAAAGGGGGAGGGGGCCUUGUCAUUUUCUCGGAGUGCUAUCUGCAUACUAAAGCUCCAAAGAAGGUGGUCACCUUUUGUUUGAACAGAGUUCUAGCCGGAGACAAUACAAAAAGGAGAAUCUGUAAUGUUUUGUUCUAUCAUCUUUUAACCUGUUUUCCAUUCUGUCCUCUCUUAAGUGAAGGGGCGUUGAAUGAGCAAUUCACCAUUGAGGGCAUUAACCUCAGAGGACAAACUUUGUGGUGUUCUAACAGCGGCAGGUCAAACAAGAAAGUGAUGAAUAAAAUUCGCUGA